Molecule: messenger RNA, 1852 nt
Organism: Carica papaya (papaya)
Lineage: Eukaryota; Viridiplantae; Streptophyta; Magnoliopsida; Brassicales; Caricaceae
Source: RefSeq, a predicted model, not a curated record
GCUCCCUCUCUCUGCACGCAAGAAGAGUUUAGAAACCGCCAAAUAAUUUAAUGAAAGAAGAGGAAAGCUAACUUUAACAUCUUCUCCUCCUUGAUCAUGGCCGCUCCUAAUCUUUUCUUGGAAAUUUGGUUAGUGGAUUAAUCAGUUUAAUCAAAAGGUAAUUGAAGAUUAAACUAGGGUAAUUGAACUAGCAAUGCCGAUCCGGCAUAUGCUUACGUCGACUCGUUGUUGCACUUUCCUUUUCUGCUGGAUUUUCCUCAGCUGGUUUCCGGGAUUUCUAUUUUCAUCAGUAGUGACACUCGAUUCUAUUCAGAUUUUUACAACACACGAGUGGUUUAAAUCAAAACCAACAGUUUAUUUUCAAUGUAAAGGAGAGAACAAGACGGUCUUACCCGACGUUAAGGAACCUGAUGUAUUGUAUAAUUUCAGAGGUGAAGAAUCUUGGCAGCCUCUUACAGAUCUUCCCAGCACAAAGUGCAAGCGAUGUGGAUUCUACGAGGAAGACACCCUUAAAUCCGAUGACAUAUUUGAUGAGUGGGAAUUUUGUUCUUCUGAUUUUAUGACCAAUGGAAAAUAUUUGCACUUCAAGGAAAAGGAAUUAAAUGUUUCCUUUCGAUGUCCUGAAUGCAAACCAAAUCCAGCUGCCUCCAAUGCAAUAUCGCCACACCACAACAAAGAAAAGGGAAUGAAUGUCGCUCUUGUAAUAGGAAUCAGUGUUAUGGUCUCAACUGUGGUGAUUAUUGCAGUUGCAGUGGGAUAUAAGUACUGGCAAAGAAGGAAGAGGCAGCAAGAUCAGGCCCGGUUUCUGAAACUGUUUGAAGAUGGUGAUGACAUUGAGGAUGAAUUGGGCCUUGGAACUGUAAUAUGAUGACUGAUGAUGGUAACUUGAUUACCUCUUGUACAGUAAGUUGAUCUUACAUAAAAUUCUACUACUGAGGAAAAAGAAAAUGGAAAAUGUUUUUGUUAUGUGCAAAAGUUUAAAUUCCAUAUGAAGAACCAUGUGUUCUGAGGUGUAUAGUGCGAAUCACUUAAGUGUCAGUCUCCUUGAUGUCCAGGUUUAUUGAUCAAUAGAAUCGUAGUGCAUAUUUCUUGAAUAAGAUCUGCGUGAAACAGAUUAUUGUGUUGAAAGUAGGCAAAAAUUUACCAAAUCAAAGAAAUUAGCAAAAAAUGUGUGUUUUAGAUUUAUUGAUCUAGAGAUCGGCAAUUCUUUGAAAGAUGAACACUGGAGUUACACAGACAUAUACUUCACUAACUAACCAUCACUGUCUGUUUGAUUGUGAAGUAAACAAGGCCAAUAGCCAAAAAUAGAUUCGCAAAGUGUUCCAUCUAUUCUAUGAUUGUAUGUAGGUUCAAGAUCUUGCCUGAAAUAGUUGUGAGGAUCUUCCUGUUCACCAUCUCUGGACCAUAACCCACAGCCAGACCAAGGAUUAUAAUCAUAAUCAGCCCGGUUAUCAGCAUAUCCACUGUAACUGAUAUUACUAUCACACUCUUCUUCACUUUGGAGAGAAUCUUGUAAUUCUUCCAAACCAUUAUCGUAUGUGUUAUCUUUGUCGUCAUCAUUGUCAUUGAAGAAGAAAUUAUCUCCCCAGCAACAAUCAAAACGAGAGUCACGCUCAGCUUUCCAGUCCUCCCAACCACUUAAUGGAGGCUCUACAUAUUCACAUCCUACUUCUUGCCCAUGAAAGUUGAAGCCAGAAAUAGUAUCGAAUAGCAAAGGGGCUUCUCGAUAAGCAUGUUGAACAUCAUCAAUCCAAUCAAGAAUACAUGGAUGAUUGUGAACUGUCUGCAUUUCUCGCAUCUCGGAAGAGUAGUAAGUCAUUGAUAGAUGCAGAUAGCUUCAAUACUUGUUCUG